Molecule: messenger RNA, 528 nt
Organism: Balaenoptera ricei (Rice's whale)
Lineage: Eukaryota; Metazoa; Chordata; Mammalia; Artiodactyla; Balaenopteridae
Product: gamma-crystallin B
Exons: 3
Coding region: 1-528 (175 amino acids)
Biological process (GO): visual perception; lens development in camera-type eye
Molecular function (GO): structural constituent of eye lens
Source: RefSeq, a predicted model, not a curated record
AUGGGGAAGAUCACCUUCUACGAGGACCGGGGCUUCCAGGGCCGCUGCUACGAGUGCAGCAGCGACUGCCCCAACCUGCAGCCCUACUUCAGCCGCUGCAACUCAGUGCGCGUGGACAGCGGCUGCUGGAUGCUCUACGAGCGCCCCAACUACCAGGGCCACCAGUACUUCCUGCGGCGCGGCGACUACCCCGACUACCAGCAGUGGAUGGGCCUCAACGACUCCGUCCGCUCCUGCCGCCUCAUCCCCCCACACACCGGCACUUACAGAAUGAGAAUCUAUGAGAGAGAUGACUUCAGAGGACAAAUGUCAGAGAUCACAGACGAUUGUCUCUCUCUUCAGGACCGCUUCCACCUCACUGAGAUCCACUCCCUCAACGUGCUGGAGGGCUCCUGGGUCCUUUACGAGCUGCCCAACUACAGGGGAAGGCAGUACCUCCUGAGGCCGGGGGAGUACAGGAGAUAUCUUGACUGGGGGGCGAUGAAUGCCAAAGCUGGUUCUCUAAGACGGGUGACAGAUUUUUACUGA